AUGCUAGAGAUUGAGACGGCAGCACUAGCAAGUAACCACCUCAAGCAUCUUGGAUUUGAUAAAGUCUUUGAUCGCCUUGGUGGUCACGGCCUUGUUGGUGUCCUUAAGAAUGGACAUGGCCCAACAGUCAUGUUGAGAGCAGACAUGGACGCACUUCCCGUUGAGGAACUGACUAAACUCCCAUACGCCAGUUCUAAACGGAUGGUCGAUCGUUACGACAGGGAAACACCACUCAUGCACGCUUGUGGACAUGAUGUUCACGUCUCCUGCCUCAUGGGUGCGGCAGAGCUUCUACACUCCGCCAGGAGCACUUGGUCGGGCACUCUAAUCUGUCUGUUUCAACCAGGGGAGGAAGAUGGUGCCGGAGCUAGAAAGAUGGUGGAAGAUGGACUGUUCAACAAGAUUCCGAAGCCCGAUGUUCUUCUUGGACAACACGUGGCGCGGCCCUAUUCUGCUUGCGAUUGCUUUGAUGUCCGUCUGUUCGGAAGAGGAGGUCAUGGCUCUGCUCCACAUCGUUGUAUCGACCCGGUUCUCGCUGCAUGCUCCACUGUGGUCCGUCUCCAGGGUAUUGUCUCCCGAGAAGUGGACCCAGCUGAGUACGCUGUCGUGACCUGUGUCUACCUUCGGACAGCCACGGCAAUCAAUAUCAUUCCGGAUGUGGUUGAUAUGAAGAUCGAUGUGAGAACAUACAACUCGGACGUUCGCAAAAAGGUUGUUCAAGCUGUCAAGCGUGUCAUUCAUGGUGAGAGCGAUGCUUUCGGGCUACCAAAGGAACCAGAGAUUGUUCAGACUGACGACAUCCCUCCAAUCAUCAACGACAGCGAGGUCGUAAAAACUCUUCAAGGUGCCUUCGGGUCCCAUUUUGUAGGACUUGUCUCGGAAAUGGUGAGAGAUACAGGAAGUGAUGAUUUCUCCAUCUUUGCAGAAGCCCAAAGCAUUCCCAGCGCUUACUGGAAUAUUGGAGGUGUAGACCCAGCCAUAUGGGAUGACGCAGAGAGAAGUGGCACCAUUGGGGAUCUUCCCGGCAAUCAUUCGGCCUACUUUGCACCUGUCGUGGAGCCAACCAUCAGAACUGGGAUUGAUGCAAUGGCUUUGGCGGCCCUGGCUUUUCUAAAGAUCAGAACUUGA
Molecule: messenger RNA, 1128 nt
Organism: Mollisia scopiformis
Lineage: Eukaryota; Fungi; Ascomycota; Leotiomycetes; Helotiales; Mollisiaceae
Product: putative hippurate hydrolase
Exons: 2
Coding region: 1-1128 (375 amino acids)
Molecular function (GO): hydrolase activity
Source: RefSeq, a predicted model, not a curated record